CUGAAGCGUAAUAUACUUCCUCGUACACAAAUAGUUGAGCAGAGUUGAAAUACCCGUGUUCCCGGCUGGGGUGUGUAGAUAUACUGGUGUGGGUAGAUAUACUGGUGUGGGUAGAUAUACUGGUGUGGGUAGAUAUACUGGUGUGACAUCAUGGCGGACACUACACUUGUCUUCGUCUUGUGUGCCCUUGCACUCCUGAUCGCUGCCGCUGAAUCUAAUAAUGCGACAGAAAAGAUAAUGUUUAUCACAGACAGCGGUGCAGGUGUAGAUGUCAACGGGAGCGUGUAUCGAUGCACCCUGGAUGGCAGGUCCAGCUGCAGUGUUCUCCCGAUCCACACCCCCAACCCCAGAUGUCCUGUAUACGACCCGGUCUACGACUACGUCUACUGGUCCGACUUUGUUCUCAAAUCUGUUUGUAGGGUCAAGUCUUCAGGAGAAGACUACGAAACGUGGGUGAACGUCUCCAGAAGUUUAUAUGGAAUGGCCCUUGAUCCCGAACUAAGGGCAGUCUUUGUGUUCGACCUGAAAGAUGAUGAUAAUAGCUCCUUGUGGAAGAUAAACAUGGACACAAAGAUCCUGACAAAGGUUCCGAUUGAAAAUUCACCUGUAUGGGGAAUCGCGAUCGACACUCGGAACAAGAAGUUGUUUCUAGCAUUUGUCACAAAAAUCACAAUGAUGAACUACGACGGGAGUAACUAUGUCACCCUACUAAACAAAAAGAAUGGCCAUCAUUUUGGUAUGAUGUUUGAAGGUCACAGACUGUACUACGCCGACACUUCAGUGAGCACUUUGGGAUCCCUGGACUUGGAGACGAACGUUACCACUGUGUACCGUAACGACACUUCAUAUCUGUCUGUUCAUGAGUUCGAAGGUGUUCUGUAUGCUGGGCCUUUUGGAGACAGGGGGACAGUGGAUGUACUUCCUGGAGGCUGUGGGCCACGCUCCCAUGUGUACUUUAACACAUCCAUUCUUGGGGGCAUACGUGCUACCGUCUUCAGGACAUAA
Molecule: messenger RNA, 1005 nt
Organism: Haliotis rubra (blacklip abalone)
Lineage: Eukaryota; Metazoa; Mollusca; Gastropoda; Lepetellida; Haliotidae
Exons: 6
Coding region: 151-1005 (284 amino acids)
Source: RefSeq, a predicted model, not a curated record